This is a messenger RNA of Aspergillus aculeatus ATCC 16872, 4431 nucleotides long. RefSeq lists its product as uncharacterized. Gene Ontology annotation, biological process: secondary metabolite biosynthetic process; amino acid activation for nonribosomal peptide biosynthetic process. The record is from RefSeq and is a predicted model, not a curated record. Gene Ontology annotation, molecular function: phosphopantetheine binding; catalytic activity. Lineage: Eukaryota; Fungi; Ascomycota; Eurotiomycetes; Eurotiales; Aspergillaceae. The transcript is spliced from 5 exons. The annotation marks the transcript as partial. Gene Ontology annotation, cellular component: cytoplasm.
GUUGACCGGCUGAUUGAAGAGGCCGCACAGCGCACCCCCAAUGCCCCAGCCAUCUUCUCGUGGGAUGGCCAGAUGACGUACGCCCAGUUCAACCAGACCGCAUGCCGUGUAGCCAACUAUCUGGAGUCAGUCGGUGUGCGUCGGGGCCAGCUGGUUCCAGUCUGUUUUGAAAAGUCCCGCUGGACCAUCAUCACUAUGAUCGCCUUGUGGAAGGUCGGUGCCGCCUGGGUCCCUCUAGAUCCACGACAUCCCCGCCAGCGUAUUGAGACGAUUGUCCAAAGCGUAGAGGCCACGACGGUCAUCACCUCCGAGGCCAACCAGGCGCUCUUGGCCGGAAUCGCCCCGCAGGUGAUUACAGUAGACGCCGCUCUGAUCGAGAGGAUUGAGACGAGGUCGGAUGUCGAGUUCGAGUCACGAUCGCGGCCACACGACAUCUCCUUUGUCAUGUUCACGUCUGGAAGUACCGGCAAACCCAAAGGUGUUGUUCAUGAGCAUGCGUCUGUGGCUUCGAGCGCCCUCCACCAUGGUCCUGCCAUGAACAUCAACAAGGAUACACGUGCCUUGCAGUUUGGUGCCUAUACCUUCAUCAUCAGCACUUUUGAGAUCUUCACCACCCUCAUCUUCGGUGGAUGUCUAUGCAUCCCUUCUGAUCACGACCGUCAUACCGAUAUCCGUCCUGCCCUCCGCUCCAUGGAUGCAAAUUGGGCGAUCUUCACCCCUAGUUUCGCCCGGUCUCUCGAGACAGAGGAUGCUCCUACCUUGAAGACACUCAUCCUGGCUGGUGAGGCAGUUGCCCAGGACAUUAUUGACCGAUGGGCUGCCGUCGCUCGCUUGAUCAACAUCUACGGUGCCAGCGAGUGCUCUGUGUGUAUGAUCGGACCCAUGGUCACGGACACCCCGCGCAGCUGCAUCGGCCGAGCCGUCGGCGCCCUCUCGUGGAUCGUCGAUGCGAACGACCACGAUCGGCUGGUCCCCAUUGGAGCAGCUGGAGAGUUGAUUAUGGAGGGUCCCACCCUGGCGCGUGGCUACCUAGCCGACCCCGAGCGCACCCAAGCGGUCUACAUCAAAGAUCCCAAGUGGGCACAGCAACCGGGUAUCACCCGUCAGUUCUACAAGACAGGCGAUCUUGCUCGCUAUGGCGACGACGGCAGGAUCCAUCUGAUCGGCCGGAAGGACUUGCAGGUCAAGAUCCGUGGCCAGAGAGUCGAGCUGACCGAGAUCGAGGCGCACAUGCGCGCCAUCAAUAACCAGGUCAAGACUGCGGUGUCGAUGGUGCACCCACAGGGCAAGGCCAUGCUGGUCGCCUUCAUCUCCAGCCAGAGUGGCUUCGGUCCUGAGUUCCAGCACCCAUUCCAUGCUACGCCUGCGGACCAUGCCGAAAUUUCGAGCAUCGCCUCGCAGAUAAACAGCGAGCUUGUGCAGAGACUUCCGCCGUACAUGAUCCCUUCUGCGUUUAUCCCGCUCACGUACAUGCCCCUGACAGCCUCAGGUAAGACGGACCGACGCAUGAUUACUACGUUUGGCACCGGUCUGUCCUUGUCGGAGCUGGCGGCCCUCGCUGGAGGCGCGGCAAAGUCCACACGCACCAUGCCUUCCACCGCAGAUGAGAAGCAGCUCCAGCAACUAUGGUCCGAAAUCCUGCAUUGUCCGCCCGAGGAGAUCGGCGUGGAGGACAACUUCUUCCAUCUGGGCGGUGACUCCAUCGAGGCGAUGAACCUGGUGCGGCGAUGUCGAGCCGAGGGUUACCAGCUCCAGGUCAGCGACAUCAUGGAUAAUCUCGUGCUGCGCGACAUGGCCAAGGUGAUGGUGCCGGGUCGCCCCUCGACUGAGCUUCCCCCUGCACGUCCCUUCGAGCUUCUCGGCCAGGACGAGGAGAGCAUCCGCUCGGAGAUUCAGGUUGCCAGUGGAUUCAAGGAUGCAGAGCUGAUCCAAGAUGCGUAUCCUUGCACACCGCUGCAGACUGGUUUGAUGGCUCUCUCGGCCAAGAUCUCCGGAUCCUAUAUCGCCCGCCACACGCUUGAGUUGCCGGCGAACCUGAGCGUCGAUCGCUUCAAGGAGCUGUGGGAGAUUGUCGUCGCGAACAAUGACGUGCUGCGUACGAGGAUGGUGGAGACGGACCGCUACGGCACCGUGCAGAUGGUCUGUCGUGACCGCAUCCAAUGGGGCUACGGUAGCGACUUGGAGCAGUAUCUCCAGGCUGACGAGGCGAUCCCCAUGCAUAUGGGCGAUGCUCUCACCCGACACGCCAUCGUCGAGUCUGCCACAGAUAAGAUCUAUUUCGUCUUGACCAUCCACCACGCCAUCUACGACGGGCUCUCCCUGGAGAUGCUGUUCAAUGACCUCCUGGACGCUCUACAGGGCAGUGUGCCCCCCGCGCGUCCGCAGUUCCGGGAUUUCGUCCAGCACGUGGUAGAUAAGAACAACGACGAGGCGACGGAGACGUACUGGCGUAACGAUCUCGCUGAAGGCGACUUGAUCGCGUUUCCCACCCUCCCCUCGGCUAUGUAUCAGCCUCUCGCCAACGAGUCGCUCAUUCACAACCUCACGAUCCACCGCAAUGGUCCCUCUGACUUCACGACCGCAACUCUGAUCCGUGCGGCCUGGACCCUGCUCCAGGCCCGCUACUGUGACUCCCCCGACACGGUCUUCGGCUGCACCGUCAGCGGACGCAAUGCAUCUGUGCGUGGUGUUGAAGACGUGGUCGGACCGGUCAUCGCCACGGUGCCCAUCAAGGCGCACCUGGAGCCCCAACAAUCCGUCAAUGACUACCUCAAGGCCAUCCAUGCUCACUCGGUGGAAAUGACCCCUUACCAAAACUACGGCCUGCAAAACAUUGCCCGCGUCUGCGACAAUGCUCCCUCGGCGUGCAGCUUCCAGACUCUGCUUGUGAUCCAGCCCGCCAGCUCGGUGCCCGAGGCCAGCCUGAUCCAGCCUUUCUCGGCCCCGCGCGCGAGCUUCAGCACCGUAGCCCUCACGCUGGAGUGCAGCCUCUCCGCCGACGGGGGAGUUCUGGUGCACGUCCACUUCGACAACGCGGUCCUGCCCCGCGGCCAGCAGCUGGCGCAGGAGCCUGCCGGCCGCACGCUUGCCGACCUCGAGCUGAUCAGCCCCCGCGACAUGAGCGAUCUCCUACACUGGAACCGCACGAUCCCCGAAGCCACCGAGGACUGCGUCCACAACCUCAUCGCCAAGAACACCAUGGUGAAUCCGACCGCCCCGGCCGUGUGCGCAUGGGAUGGCAACCUCACCUACGCUGAGCUCGACAACAUCUCCUCGAAACUCGCCGCCCACCUCAUGAACGCCGGCGUCGGGCCCGAGGUGUUCGUGCCGCUGUGCUUCGAGAAGUCGAUGUGGACGAUCGUCGCCAUGCUGGCGACCAUGAAAGCGGGCGGCGCGUUCGUGCCCAUGGACGCGUCGCAGCCGUCCAGCCGCAUGCAGCUAGUCGUCCAGGAGGUCAACGCGCAUGUAAUGCUGUGCUCGGAGGAGCAGCUGGGCCGGUGCCCGGGGCUCGUCGAGAAGGCGAUCGCCGUCGGGCCGGGGAUGGCGCAGGCGUCGAUGCCGCAGAUGUCGCAGACCCCCGUGGCGCCGUCCAACGCCGCAUACGUGAUCUUCACCUCGGGCAGCACGGGCACGCCCAAGGGGUCGGUGGUGGAGCACCGCGCCUUCUGUACGGGGGCGCUCGCCCACAAGGAAGGGUUGCAGAUGGGGCGGCGCGUGCUGCAGUUUGCGUCCUACACGUUCGAUGCGAGCGUGCUGGAGAUCCUGUCGACGCUGGUGCAGGGCGGCUGCGUCACCAUCGACCCGACCACCGUGCCCACCCUGGAGACCCUGUGUCUGGCCGGCGAGGCCAUGACCGCCACCCACGUGGCCACCUGGACCCCUUAUGUUCGCCUCGUCAACGGCUAUGGCCCCAGCGAGUGCUGCGUCUGCAGCUCGUCCAACCGCCGCGUCAUGCCCGGCACCGCGCCCAACGACAUCGGCACCGCCGUCGGCGGCGCCUGCUGGGUGACCGACCGCGACGACCACAACAAGCUGGCCCCCAACGCGGAGAAGACCGCCGCAGCGUUCAUCCCGCGGCCCGCCUGGCUGCCCUGGUCGCGCUGCGACCGGCUGUACAAGACGGGCGAUCUCGUCAAGUACGGCGCCGACGGGUCGCUGCAGUUCAUCGGCCGCAAGGACACGCAGGUCAAGAUCCGCGGGCAGCGCGUCGAGCUCGGCGAGAUCGAGUACCACCUCUGCCUGCCGGCCGCGAAAACCGGCUUCGACGUGCCUGCGCUCUCUCGGUCCAUGAGCGAGACGCUCCCCGCGCACAUGGUGCCCGUGAUCUGGAUCGUGGUUGAGAAGAUCCCCAGCUCGUCGUCGACGAAGAUCGACCGCAAAGCUGUGGACACGUGGCUGGCACAGCUGCCGGAGGACUUCGCGCCGACGAUG